UAAGCUCUGGACGGCGCGAAAACCCAAUUGACAAGAACUCCCGCCGAAGCCCCGCGGUCCGGUCUGCGUGCUGUCGGCUGUCCCCGCCCGGGCCCUGGUCCCGAGCGCUCAGCCUGGAGCGCCUGUCUCGGGGGCCCUCUGUAUUCGCCGGCCGCACCCCAGCAGCCUCGCUGCCCGCGCUUUCUCGCUGCCUCUUUCCGCGUCCGGCUUCACCGAGCUGGGCCCAGCGUCCUUCUCGCUUCUCGCCGGUGGGCGCGGGAGAACCUGAGACCGAGCCGGUGGCCUGCACAGAGCGGGCCGCCCCAAUGGCCUCCAGGCGGGCCGGGCCGGGCCGCAGAAGGUCCUAGGAGCUGCGAUUCUGGGAGGCGGUGAGCAUGGUGGGGGUCCUGGCCAUGGCGGCUGCUCCCCCUGCCGUGAAAGACUACGAGAUCGAGCCAUGCAAAAAACGAAGGAAAGAUGAUGACAGAUCUUCCUGUAAAACAAUUACAAAAUAUUUAUCACCAAUAGAGAAGACUGGAGACAGGGUUUUUUCUCCACCAAAAUCCAGCAAUAUUUUAAAUUAUUUUAGAAAGACUUCCCCCACAAAUGAGAAGGUACAAUCAGCGAAAGAGGGCAAGAUAAAAUCUUCUGCACCGUCUCCUGUUAACAGUACCGGCAACUGUAAGAAACCUUUGGGACUGUUCUCAAAUACAGAGAUUAAGAAGAAACGAAGGAGGGUUAAUUUAUCUCAUCAGCUAAAUAAUAUUAAAAUUGAGAAUGAAUUCUCAAUUGAAAUUAAUAGUGAUCAUAGCAAAGAUGAUUCUAGUUUAAAUAAUGAUGUUGUGGAAAGUAGUACUUCUGUUCUACUUUGCAAGAAACACGUAGAUUCUCAUGCAGAAAGUAUCCAAGAUACCAAAACACAGACACAUAUUAUGAUCUCCAAAAAAAAUUCUAAGAAAGUAAGUAAGAAAAAUGAUUGCAGAAAGUUGAGGAAAAGGAAACAGAGGGAGGUAAUAUCUCUAACUGAAUAUUUACCCUUGCCAGAAGGACUAAGUCUACUUAAAAAAGAUGGUAAAGAUAAUAAACAGAUAAUGCCUUCCCUAACUAAUGAAAUUGAGACUACUACAAAUGAUGCAAACUCCAGUGAUCAUGUAACUGAAAUGGGCCAUUUAAAUAAUGGUACAAUAACUAUCUCAUAUGAGGAGUUCUUAAAAAGUCACAAAGAAGGCAAAGUGGAACAAACACCAGACUCUACAAUGUCAGUUUGUGUUCCUUCUGAAAGUGUUGAAGGAAUAGUCAGAAGUGGUUGUAUAAGUGAAUCUGAAAACUGUGAAAUAUCUCAGCAGUUACACUUGAAGACAGUCACUGUUCUUGCACAAGUUCAUCCCAUUCCCCCAAAAAAGGCAGGGAAAAUACCCUCAAUUUUCUUGAAGCAAAAGCAUUCUGAGCUAGAAAACAGCCUAUCUGAUCCUGAGAGUGAACAGACAACUCAGAAAAGAAAAUCUAAUGUUGUUAUAGAGGAGGAAGAGUUGGAAUUGGCAGUGUUGGAAGCUGGAAGUUCUGAAGCUGUGAGACCCAAAUGUACCCUAGAAGAGAGACAGCAGUUUAUGAAAGCAUUUAGGCAGCCUGCGGCAGAUGCGCAUAAAAACGGAGUCAAAAAGCCUUCAGAUAAGCAGAAAGAUGACAAUGGAAAAUCUUUAAAUGAGGAAGAAAGCGAUAAUAAUUCUAAAAAAAUCAUGGGCAAUCCUAACAGCCAAAUGGUUUCAAAUAAUGGCAGCUCACAGUCACACACUGAUAAAGAAAGUUUUCUUAAGAAGAAGAGUAAAAAGGAGAAGAAAAUAUUAGAUACAGGGACUAUUGAAGGUGAGACCGGAGAGGAAUGUACUCAAAAACAAAAAACAACUUUUUGCUUAAAAGAGAAGCAAAAUCCAAAUAGGCUUAGAAUGAAUUUAAGGCAAAAGAAUUCAGAAACUUUCAAAAGCAGUAUAUUAUUUAACAGCAAAAGUCUCCAUGAAGCAAAUGAUGAGCCUUUAAAAAUUUCCUCUCUGUGUAACAACAAUAAAUCAUCAAGAAAAACCAGCACGCCUGUUAAAGGUGGUAAAUUUAUACAUUCUAAAGCCAAGUGUGAAAACAGGUUGGAAAAUGUUUCCACUCCCAGAUCUACCAGAAGGUCUACGAGAUGUAGCAGCGCAUCUACUGCAGUGACCUUCAGAGGUACCGACUCUGAAGAUGCACAGGACAGUAGCCCAGGAAAGCCUUCCACUCCUGCAUCAGAAAAACACAGCCUAUACACGGCGGAAUUGAUAACGAUAUCCUCCGAUUCAGAGAGUCCUAUUAGAAUGAAAUUUACCAGGAUUAGUACUCCCAAAAAAUCUAAGAGAAGAUUUAAGAAAUCUGAAGCAACUGAUGGAGACUUUACUUCUCAGACUAGAAAGGCAAACAGUACUUCAAAAAAUAUUUCAAAAGCCAAGCAACUGAUUGAGAAAGCAAAAGCUUUACACAUCAGUAGGUCAAAGGCUACUGAAGAAAUAGUCAUACCUUUAAGACGUUCUUCUAGGCAUCGGACACUUCGUGAAAGGGAGAAAUCAUCGGAAACAGAUGACUCUGUAAUAAUAAUAGAUUCAAGUCCUACUGCUUCAAAAAAUCCAGAGAAGAAUCAGAAGAAACUACAGAGCUUGAAUGAUGUGCUAGGAAAAAAACUUAAAGAGUCUCCUAAAAAUAUACCUGGAAAAAUGAAAGUUGCUCCUUUAUUUCUUACCAAAAAGGCUGAGAAAACUACUGAUCCUGUCCUUGUUUCUGAUGAGAACAGUCAAGAUGCAUCUGAAAAGUCUCAGGGUUGUGAUGUACAGUGUAAAGCAAAGCGUGAUUUUCUAAUGAGUGGUUUGCCAGAUUUGUUGAAACGACAAAUUGCAAAGAAAACUGCAGCACUGGAUAUGUACAAUGCAGUGGGUACCAGUUUCCAGACAGUUGUUCAUAUACAGCAAAAGGAUGACGGGUGUUGGUUGUGGCAUUUGAAACCACCCUCUUGUCCUCUCUUAACUAAAUUUAAAGAACAGGAUACAAAAGUAACAGAUAUUUCCAAACGGGUUAUUGCUCUUGGUGAAUUCUCAACUUUGGAUUCAAAUUUGAACCGUGAUUCUGCUGUCAUGCUUAUGAGGACAAGGAAUGCUUUUACUAAAGAAGUAAGAAAUAUUUUGCUGGAGGAAAUUGGGUGGUCAAAUCCUGGUUUUUCUUUGGGAAAAUAUUUUCCCUUGCUUCUAAAAAAACAAAUCGAAUACCAGGUACUUUCUGAGUAUCAUGGUAAACAAGAAAGUUCACAGCUAGAGCCUGAUGUCAGUCAAAAAGACAUGAAAAGGAAACGAAUGGAAACAGAAACUCAGAAGUCAAAAAGAAAGAAACUAAGUGAAUAUUCAGUAAAUCCAGAAAAGAUCAGUGAGAAGCCAGAAGAACUUGACAAAAGCAACAACUCUUCUGGCAAAAAGCUAGAUUCUUCCAAAGGUAUAUUUUCUAAAUCAUCCCGGAAGAAGCAAACUGCUUUACGUACAACAUGCAAAGUGAAAACAGAAGCAGUAGUGCAUCAUGAUAUUCUGAUAAUAAAUGAUGACAAAGAGCCUGCAGCAGAAACAUCUUCCGUUCCUGAUUCUGGAACUGAAGAUAUGCUUUGGACAGAAAAGUACCAACCUCAGAAUGCCAGUGAACUCAUAGGCAAUGAGGCAGCUAUAAAGAAGUUACAUAGCUGGUUAAAAGACUGGAAGAGAAGAGCUGAACUGGAAGAAAGACAGAAUUUGAAGGGAAAAAGAGAUGAAAAACAGGAAGAUUUUUCUGAUAGCGUAGACUUUCAAGGCAGCUCAGACGAAGAAGAGAUCCGUCUUUGCAACACUGUUCUUAUAACGGGGCCAACAGGAGUGGGUAAAACUGCCACAGUGUAUGCUUGUGCUCAGGAGCUGGGAUUCAAGAUAUUUGAAGUGAAUGCUUCCUCCCAGCGCAGUGGUCGACAAAUUCUGUCUCAACUCAGAGAGGCUACUCAGUCCCAUCAAGUAGACAAACAAGGUGUAAAUGCACAGAAGCCCUGUAUUUUUAGUAACUACAGCAUAGGCAAGUCACCAAGAAAAUUAAACUCCCCUAAGAAAGUUGUUACAUCCCCACGGAAACUUCCUCCAUCAUCACCAAAAAGUAGCGGGCAGAAGAGAGCACUUCCCCCUAAAACACUGGCAAAUUACUUUAAAGUAUCUUCUAAACCCAAAAAUAAUGAGGAAAUGGAAGCACUUUUCAGAAACGAUAAAGGAAUCAAACAUUCUUUGGAACAGAAGCAAAUUGCUCAGACUAAAUGUACAAGUGCAGUGAACUCAAAUGCCAAAGAGUUUGGACCUGAAGAACCCAACAGGAGAAGUGCAACAUCUCUCAUUCUUUUUGAGGAGGUUGAUGUCAUUUUUGAUGAAGAUGCUGGGUUUUUGAAUGCAGUCAAGACAUUUAUGGCAACAACUAAACGACCUGUAAUCCUUACUACAAGUGAUCCAACAUUUAGUUUAAUGUUUGAUGGCAGCUUUGAAGAAAUCAGUUUCAGUACUCCUUCUCUGCUAAAUGUUGCCACCUACUUACAAAUGAUCUGCUUAACUGAAAAUUUCAGAACUGAUAUAAGAGACUUUGUGACCUUAUUAACUGCAAAUGCUUGUGAUAUCAGAAGAAGUAUCCUUUACUUACAAUUUUGGGUUAAAAGUGGAGGUGGAUUUUUGGAAGAAAGGCCACUAUCUCAUUCUGGACGAAGUAGCCAGAAUGUAUUAGUUUGCACUGAACAAGGCCCUGAUUCCAAAAGUAACACUAAAAGUACUAAGAAGAAUCGGAUAGUCCUUCCCAAAUGUGACACUGGCUGUGCUGAGACCUUCUUUGGACUCAAGAACAUUUUUUCCCCAUCUGAAGACUUAUUUUCAUUUUUAAAGCACAAAAUCACAACGAAGGACGAAUGGCAUAAAUUCAUCCAGCUUCUUACAGAAUUCCACGUGCAGAAUAUAGAUUUUUUAUAUAGUAAUCUUGAGUUCAUCCUACCAUUACCGGUUGAUGCCAUUCCAGAAAUAAGAAACCUUCGUGGCUCAUCUGUCACCGUGGAUGCCAGUGCAGCAACAGGAAGUAGGAAAUGCCUUGUCAGGAAAUGCUCUGAAGGAGAGCAGCCGUUGAAAAAGUCACAGAAAAGAAAACAUAAGAAAAAGAUGGUGAUCCUAGACGAUAGUGACUUAUUUGACACUGGAUUGGACUUCUCAGACGAAUUUAUUAACCUGUCCCAUGUGUCUUCCUCAGAUUUAGAAGAAAGCAAAGCCAGAGGCAAAGAAAACAAUCCAGAGACAAAGAGUCCAAACCAGUAUUCAGAGUGUGACAUUGAAUCGAUUCCUUGUCCUCCUAAAACACCGGCAGAAAAACAGUGCUCUGUCCUUCUUUCUCAUUGUUUAAGUUCUCUCACUGAGUUCAUGGACAACAUGUCCUUCUUAGAUGCCUUCUUAACAGAUACAAGGGAACAGAAAGAACCUGGUAAAAAUGACUUCUGCUGGACAAGUGGAAAGGUUCAAAGUGGACUUUGUGAUGAGUUUAGUGUGGAGAGUGGUGAUGGGUGGACUUCUCAAGGCUCUGCGGAAUUAAAGGCAGCUGUGCAAGCGUUCAGCUUUACUAAAUGUUCUUCUGCUAUUUCAAAAGCGCUGGGAUCUUUGAAUUCUUGCAAGAAAUUAGGAAGAGAUCCAACCAACGAGCUUACUUUUUAUGUUUCACAAAAACAUUAUAAUGUGUGCUUUAGCCAGUCACCAGCUAAUUUGGACAAUGCUUGGAAGAGGAUAGCAGUGGUUAAAAGUGUAUUUUCUAGUCGAUCUCUACUGAGCGUAGGUAACAGACAAGCCAGUGUGACUGAGUACCUGCCAACUCUUCGACACAUCUGCAGGACUGAGAAGCUAAAAGAACAAGAAAAAUGUAAAAGAAGGUUCCUGCACUAUUUUGAAGGAAUUCAUCUGGACAUUCCAAAAGAGACUGUGAAUAGUUUGGCAGCUGACUUCCCUUAAUACUGUGCAUUAACUAUGCCUUGUACAAAUUAUGUGGUGCUUAAGAUACAUUGUGUAUAAUGUUGAUUUUCAUGGAAGUGUUCAUUUUUGUUAAUGUACAUUUAAAACAGACUAUUUGUAUUUUUUAUUGCAGAUAUUUAAAAUGAAAAAAUUUGAAUUAUAAAUUGUAUAUAUGAUGGUGGCAGUUUUUCCUGAAUUUUUUAUAUUAUAUAAUUUUGCUUUGUUGGUAUUUUUGGUACAUGAAUGAAUUGUGUCUAGAAUGUAGAGUUAACUAAGAUAUUUCUAAAUAUACAGUGCUAAACUAAUGCUAUAUUUUUUCCCUUUUCUAUUACCCUUUACCCACACCUCUCCAAAUACAGUUCUCUCAGACU
Chinchilla lanigera (long-tailed chinchilla) is the source of this 6388-nucleotide messenger RNA. RefSeq names its product ATPase family, AAA domain containing 5 (gene Atad5). The coding region runs from base 375 to 6017 and encodes 1880 amino acids. The transcript is spliced from 23 exons. Gene Ontology annotation, cellular component: nucleus. NCBI's taxonomy places the organism in Eukaryota, Metazoa, Chordata, Mammalia, Rodentia, Chinchillidae. The record is from RefSeq and is a predicted model, not a curated record. Gene Ontology annotation, molecular function: DNA clamp unloader activity; DNA binding; ATP binding.